Messenger RNA from Coregonus sp. 'balchen', 6738 nucleotides. NCBI's taxonomy places the organism in Eukaryota, Metazoa, Chordata, Actinopteri, Salmoniformes, Salmonidae. The record is from the annotation of a GenBank genome assembly.
AUGUCGCGUAGGAAGCAAGCAAAGCCUCAACAUGUACAGUCGGAUCAUAAUUCGUCUUUAUUGGAAAGCAUGGGUAAGUUUGGGACAGGACUGUAGGCUAAAUGUUAAUAAGGGAAACUACUGUGCAAUUGAAAAUGAAAUGUAUGUAAUUUAAUAGUUGUGUGCAAUUCUGUAGUGAGUUUGGGGCAAUUUUAGCCUGACUUUAGAAGUUUAAAUUAUAAUUGUUUCAUUGAGUGAUGACUUACAAUAGAGCCUUCACAUGCAACUUUUCUUUCAUGAUUUUACCAUGCUAAAUAUGAUUGUUAUUCCAAUUGUCUGUAUAUUUCAUUGUCGUAGGUCUAUUUAUUAGUAUCAGAGUAGAUCUAAUGUUGCCUAAAAAAAGUUUGAACAAUGAUCACAAUUCAGUUUUCAUGUCAGACAUUGUUUAUAUGCCCCUUUUAAUUGAACAGAAAUAAUGUAUUCUGAAAAGUUAGUUAAUAUUUUGCACCCAGCAUUCCCUGGAAAACAGUGGCAAUUGUUACUGAGUGGACUAUCCUGACUAAAUAAGUCAAAAUUAAAUGACAUUUUCAAUAUUUUUUUUAUAGGCAAUAAAUGAUUAGGCUACAUUAAAUUAGAUUGAAUUUAUAAAUUCUAUUUCAAAUUGCUGAAAAAGGUGGGCAAUUAGGCUACUGUACGCUACAGGACCAAUAUAUAUUUCACUGUCCUUGUGAUAUUCCUAACUGCAAUAAUAUUUAUAGAGGAAAACUGUUAUUAUUAGUGCCAGAGGUUUAUCAUAGAGUAGGGAGGGAUCUGAACAAAAUACCAGAGCUACUCCUCCAUCCCCUUGUGGCUCAGUACCUGACACCUUUGUGAGUGGAAUCUCUCCUAAGCUUGUAGAGUUGGAAAAGCCUUGAGCCCUGAGACUAAAGGGUUCCCCUACAUUGUUGUAUUACUGUUGAUAGUAGGCAAUUACUCUGUAUAACAUACAGCUAAUAAGUUAUUCCCCCACAGGCAAUGUCACUACAAGGGGUACAAGUGCAUACAAUAGCUGCCUUUGUCUUCCUUUCUUUUCCCCAAUGGGUCAGUCAACCAGGGGGUGCUCUACAGAAUAUAGUAAAUAAAGUCACAGGGCAGAGUGGGGUAAGUUGAGCCGUUUUUUUUUUUACAUUCAGCAUCAUUCAGUCAAGGGAAAUAUAAUAUUCGUUCUAACAAAGAUAUCUACAUGUACAGUAUUUCAGGAUGUUGUGUAUUCAUGUAAACAUUACAGAUUUGAAAACAUAGCUUGUCCAAAAAAAGUGGUCUCAGGUAUGGGGUAAAUUGAGCUGUGGGACAGGAUAAAUUAAACCGCCUACAAAUAUCUGUACUGAAUGAAAUAUUACCACUACCUUUUUUAAACCAUGUCUAUCUUUAUUUGCCAAACACAAUUCACACAAUCGCUUUUUUGUCCUUUAAUAAUUUUAAGCAUCUUUUAACACGUAGGCGUAACACCUAACAAACCCUUUAUACUUAUUUUUUACACUUGUUGUUACCUCAUAUCCCAGCGAUAAUGACUUGCAUUAUGCCUGGGAAAAAACGCUUACAUUUGAUCAACUUGCCAUCGGCUCAACCAUUAGCUCAACUUACCCAAUGGCCAUGGGCCAUGGGCUACCACUUUUUCCAUGUGCUUUCUUCCUUCACAGACUCCAUGAAAAGCUCAUCUCUUCCUAAGUAUUUGGUCAAAUUAUUAAUUUGGUGUAUGGUUUCCUAUAAACAAGGGUGGCUCAACUUACCCCACUCUCCCCUAAUAUAAAUUCUCUAUAUAGUCAUAGCUGUGGGAAGUAGGGGUGCUGAGGGUGCUGCAGCACCCCCUGAAAAAUCCCAAUAAAAAAAAUGUUUUCAGCAUCUCUGCUUUGGCAAAAAAGGUGGUUGUAUAAUUAAGAACAGUAUCUUGCAGGAUUCAAUAGUUGGAAUUGUAAGAGUUGUUGCCCUGUCCUUUUCUCUGCAAUUGUCAUUCUAAUGGAAUCCAGAAAGAACAAAACCCUGUCCUCAAACAUUUACAUCAAAAGGUGCAAAGUUAUGUGCAAAGACACAAAACAUCCACAUUUUCAGCAUCCUUACCCCCCCCCCCCUCCCCCUGGCAAAAUAAAUUACAGCACCCCUCCCCCAAACUACUUCCAUACCACUAUGUAUAUAGUAAUAACCCUUGCUUCCUUCUUGUCUGUUUCAGGGGGCACACACCAGAGUUUUGGGACUCCCCCCACCUUGGACUAUUGUGCUCAUAUCUGCAGCAGAUGCUGUGCUAAGUUUGUUGAACUACCAGAUCUGGAACUACAUGUCAGGGAUUGCUUUUCCAAUCAGUUAGUCCUGAUUGUCAAUGACAAUGAAGACCCAGUGUCGUCUGCUGAAAUAUUCCCUCUGGCCUCGUCGCCCAGUACACCAGGGGAACCAAGCGAAACAGUCAACAACUCUGAAAUGGAAGAGUGCAGUGAUCUGUUGGAGGAGAAAUCAGAGGGGAAUGAAGACUCUAUGGACGUUUCCAGAAGUAAGAGUAGCAAUGGCCGGCUAGAUAGCACCAGUAGCAGCCGGAGCAGCAGUACUGACAGCAUGACGGAUAUUGUCUCAUGUAUCUCAGUUCUCCCAAUUUCACUACCUCAACCUGGCAACAACCUGACGGAACAGCAGGGGACAUUAUCAUGGUUCAACAGCAACGUCGUCAUUGAAAACAUAGAGAGCACUAAAGUGGCCGUGGCCCAGUUUUGCCAGCAGAGCCGAUCGGAUACCAGCAGUAAGAUGGCAGUCUCAUCUCUGAUGGAGAAACUCCUGGCUCUGCAGCUGCAACAGAUCCACCAGCUGCAGCUGAUUGAUCAAAUUCGUCACCAGGUCUUACUGUUUGCCUCCCAGAGGUCUGAGGUAUCAGAGACUCCGACACAGACACCCACCAGCUGCCCUCAGGGUAGUCUAGCAUCAACGCAUGCCAGCCAGCUGACAACCCUCAGUUCUCAUCUAUCCCAGCAGCUAGCUGCAGCCACUGGGUUAGCCCAUAGUCUUGCCAGUCAGUCUGCCAGCAUCAGCCACUUUAAACGAUUAAAAGCAACAGUACAGUCACCACAGAGCCCCCUUGGUAGCAGCAUUGUGCACUCUAGCACCGAACCCUUACAAAGCAUGGGUAAACUCAUAGCUUCAGCAGUUAGCAAGCACCACUCUAGAAAGAAGUACACUCAUGCUAGUGGUCUGUACCCUCAACUAAAUGUUUCAACCCAAACCAAAAUGAACUCACCAGCACUUGGCACAGGUAGCUUGCUAAACCCAUCAAAUAAACCAUGUCUACCUCAACCACCAUCCAGCAAUCAAACACUCUCUAGCGCUGGACCAAGCAUUGGUGCAAUUGUGGAGGAUCGGAAUGCUUUGACGGCGUUAGCCCAACAAAGGAAAGGCAAACCAAACAAUGUGACUUCUUUAGAACGCAAAAGGUCUUCUGAACAGGCUUACUUUAAACACAAAUGCAGAUUUUGCGCUAAGGUAUUUGGGAGUGACAGUGCCAUGCAGAUCCAUUUGCGAUCCCACACUGGAGAGAGGCCAUACAAGUGCAACAUCUGCGGGAAUCGUUUCUCCACCCGUGGGAACUUGAAGGUACACUUCCAGCGGCACAAAGAGAGGUACCCCCACAUCCAGAUGAACCCUUACCCUGUUCCAGAACACAUGGACAAUAUCCCAACCAGCACAGGAAUCCCUUAUGGCAUGUCUAUGCCACCCCAGAAACCAGUCACAUGCUGGCUGGAGAGUAAACCAUCCCUAGACACCUUGACUACUUCUGUUGGCCUGUUGCUCCCAAAUGUAUCACUCAACUUACCCUUUCAUAUCAAGAAAGAGGAGCAGCCUGUCUCAAUAACCACGCCUUCCAGUCCAGGCGUACGUGAAUCAUCCAGUGUAGUAAAGUCUACCAAGAGCAUUGACCUUGUAGAGCCUGGAAAGGUCCCCACCUUGAAUCUGAAAAGAGAAGAUGUUAAACCCCCUUUGACCUUUGUCUCAAAGAUGAGCUCGACAAAAGAGGGAUCAGCUGACUAUAUAUCCGCCAACAUCACUUCCAUAAGCACGAAUCCCAUCAAGUCGGAGCAGUUCAAGAUCAAACAUCCAUUCGUAGGAGGAGUCCAUGAUCCCCUGCAGACAUCAGAGACCUCGAAACUCCAGCAGCUGGUGGAGAACAUUGACAAGAAGGUGACAGACCUCAACGAGUGCAUCAUUUGCCACCGCAUACUUAGUUGCCAGAGCGCCCUCAGGAUGCACUAUCGCACCCACACAGGAGAGCGGCCCUUCAGAUGUAAAGUGUGUGGACGGGCGUUUUCCACCAAAGGGAAUCUAAAGACGCACCAUGCGGUUCAUCGUGCCAUGCCGCCACUGAGGGUCCAGCACUCCUGCCCCAUCUGCCAGAGGAAGUUCACCAAUGCUGUUGUCCUACAGCAGCACAUUCAUAUGCACAUGGGCGGCCAGAUUCCCAACAACCCUCUCUCUGAACAGAGCUACCCAAAGGCAAUGGAGUCUGGUGGAGGUUCAAUGGAUGAAAGGAAAUUAGAAGAGUUGGAGAACCUUUCUGACAAUGAUAUGGACUUCAAUGACAGUACGAUUGCAGGCAUGUCCAGGUUUAUUAACUCCUUAUCUGGUAGCUUGUCUCCUUCUGAUAGUACAGGAGCAGGCUCCUUUGAUGCCCAGAUGAAACUCAACUAUCAUAGGCCAGUGGAGGAGAUGCAGGUCAGCUGGUUUAAGACAAAGGGAAUGGCUAAAGAGGAUCAACAGGUCUAUGACUCAUCAUCUCUUGGAGGUGACCGAAGUGAUGGGAGACUUGCUGUUUCUGAGAAUACAGCUGCCAAGCACUUUUUUUCCUCAAGCAAGAGUGUUCCAGUAUGUUCUAGCCCCACAAGCUUUGAGGAAAGUUACCAGAAUGCUUUAUCCCAGGCACAUAUCAUUCCAAGCCCUCUGCAGUUCACUGGCACUGGCAUGGCAUCUCUUCACCACCUAAAAUCUUUAAACCCACUAAAGGAUCCCACUAAUAUGGUCCACACAUUCUGUGAACAACGAGGCAUUUUUAAGAACACUGCAUGCAAUAUUUGCGACAAGAGCUUUGCCUGCCAAAGUGCCUUGGACAUCCAUUAUCGAAGCCAUACCAAGGAGAGACCAUUCAUUUGCACAGGGUGCAACAGAGGGUUUUCCACUAAGGGGAACCUCAAGCAGCACAUGCUAACCCAUCAGAUGAGGGACCUGCCAUCCCAGUUGUUUGAGCCCUCCAUUCCCAACCUUGCUUCCAGCCCCAAUUCCUCUGUACAUCCUCUGGGCUCCCAAAUGAUCAAGCCAGAAGUGAACAGUUUCCUGGGUAGCGCCCCCUAUGGGGAACCAAGGGAUCUUCUAGGCAGUUUGAGUUUGAGGAUGUCCUCAGCCUCCCCCUCACCAGAGCUCGCUGUCCUGCCACCUCGACGAACUCCCAAGCAGCAUUACUGCCACACUUGUGGGAAAACCUUCUCUUCCUCCAGCGCCCUGCAAAUCCACGAGAGGACUCACACUGGGGAGAAGCCAUUCGCUUGCACUGUCUGUGGUCGGGCAUUCACCACCAAAGGAAAUCUGAAGGUACGUUCCACUUUUGCAUUUACGAGAUAGGGUUUAGACUGAUUGUCAAGCAACAAAAUGUAAAAACUGUGAAAGGGAUGGACACUGUAUAUAGAAUCAUGCUCAAUUCUGCGUUGUUUUUUUGGGGGCGUUUCAUUCAUUAGUGCUGCACGAUUAACAAAACAAGUCCUUUUUGGCUAACCAAGGCAGUCAACUAAGUUAGCUAGCUAGGUAGCUGUUUAGCGUUCUAUCACAUUCGCUAAUUUGUUUGUAAAUAAUGAACAAGCUAAUUAGCUACCACAUGUUCUUGUCAAACUGUCAACGGAGUAGUUAGAAUGCAACGAGAUAUGCCAAAUAACAGUCUAAAAAUCACUUGAGGGCAAACAAAUCAGAUUUGACGUACAGACACAAGUCACAUGGCCAGGAAUCAGAUUUGUAUCUGACUUCAAACCACCUACGAAGGUCUUGACAUCCCAGAAUGAAAAUCUCGCGCCAGCUCCUCGAUUAGGUUUUUGGGGAGAUAUAUGAGAAAAGAUACUAAAACGAGGAGCGGAAGCAGGGCGGUAGCUCCACCCCCCUCGCUCUGCAAGUUUUGGUCAAUGCUAUGGGCCAAAUGACCCCUCCACUUCCCAAUUUCAAAAGGUGCUCACACCUGCUAAAUCGUGAGAUAUUAAGUAUAUUGAACCAUUACGCUGUGAUAUUUUUCUCAUAAAAGGAGUGUACCUCACCAUUGCUCUCUUCCUCAUGUAGGUCCAUAUGGGAACUCACAUGUGGAGUAGUGCCCCCACCAGGCAAGGACGCAGACUGUCUGUGGACGGACCAUUGAUGUUUAUGGGAACCCAUCCUGUGAAGCUAUCAGAGCCUCCUCAGAGGCCAGACAUUAGGUCCAGUAAUGAAGACUCCUUUAGUCUCUGGAACCACCAUACAGACUCCUUCUCUAAGAAUUUGACUAUGAGGACCAAUGAUAUCUCAGUCAUCCAGAACGGAGGUGGACCUUACCUCUCUGGACCAAUUGGGCAUGGGGCCAGCUCACCCAAAGGUGGUGUAAAUGUUGGUCUAGACAAAUUACCCCAUACAGAACACAAUUCUUCUUUGACGCUGCCUGGGGAAAAUGAUACAGAAAGAGCGACUUACUUCCGUUUCACUCAUUUGAUAGAGGAGAGGAAGGAAAUGAUUGCCAAUUAA